This is a messenger RNA of Lucilia cuprina (Australian sheep blowfly), 5250 nucleotides long. RefSeq names its product chondroitin sulfate proteoglycan 4 (gene kon). Bases 9 to 4595 code for a protein of 1528 amino acids. The transcript is spliced from 6 exons. NCBI's taxonomy places the organism in Eukaryota, Metazoa, Arthropoda, Insecta, Diptera, Calliphoridae. The record is from RefSeq and is a predicted model, not a curated record.
AAAAGGAAAUGGACUCCUUUACACAACUUGAUAUCGAUAAAAAUCGAAUACGUUAUAAAACUCAUCACAAUUCCUAUUCCAGUUUCUCCGACUAUCUCGAAUUUAUUGUCUCCGUAGCAGAAUGUGAUGAUGUAGUGGGUCAAUUGAAAAUUAUGUUUACACCCUUGGAAGAGUUAACCAGUAAAAUGUCUUAUCAAACUCCCGAAAUUCUUCACGUUCAAGAGGGCGAUAGAGCGUUAAUAACAAAAAAUCACUUUGAAAUACGUUUCAAUAUCUAUGAAAGUCUUCAAUUUCUAGUGACUAAUAAACCGGAACAUGGUACUUUGUGUCGUUAUGAUGAGCGUGAUAUGAAACUUUUGACCAUAACAGAGUUUACUUUAGAACAAUUGUUUUUGAAUGAAAUUUACUAUUGUCAUGAUGACACCGAGUCCACUGAUGAUUCGUUUGAUUUAUUGAUCUUAUCCAGUGAUGAUACGGAUCUGCAAUAUGUUUCUAAUAUUGAGGUUCGCAUCAAAUUGAAUAAUGAUAAUCCUCCGUAUCGUACUAUGGAGCGUAUUUUCCAUGUUAUGCGUGGUGGCAUACGUACUUUGAAUACAGAGGUUUUACAGUAUUUAGAUGCUGAUGUUAACACUAAUAAUUCAGAUAUUCAUUAUAUCCAUAUAUCUUGUACAAAUGGUGCCUUUUAUAAAUCAGGUCAUUUUGUGGAUAGCUUUACCCAAGAUGACAUUGCCAAUCGUCGCAUUAUGUUUCAACAUAGUGGUGCUGAUGUGGGUACAGCUUCUUUCAUUGUUACCGAUCGCCAACAUGAAGUCAAUGGUUUGUUGGAGAUACAUGCCUCCGAUGCUUUUGUGUCUAUGCUGCCUACAAAUGCCACCAUAGUGCAGGAGGGUAAAUUUGUUAUUUUACGAAAUAAAGAUUUUAUAUUGGAAACAAAUUUGGAUAUGAAAUUGGAUGAAAUCUACUAUGAGGUUACAAAGCCGGCCUAUGGUAUUGUCAAGUAUUUGGGUAGACCACGAGCAACAGAAGAUGGUUCUUCGUCUUCUUCUUUGCAUUAUAAGUCCUCCAAUUUGACUUCGUUGAAUAACUUUACUCAUUUGGAUAUUGAGAGGGACCGUUUAGUGUAUUGGAAUACCGAACCCGCUACCAUGGAUAAAGUGAGAUAUCGGGUCCAUAUUAAGAAUAUUACCGCCGAGGGUGAGGUUAUGUUUCGAAUAUAUCCUUCUGCCUAUUGGGAAUCUUUGCAAGUCAAGAAGAAUCAAACUUUGUAUGUGGAAGAGUCAACAAGUGUUCUGAUAUCAAGAGAUAUUUUAGAGGUCGUUCACCCCAACAUCUCUCCCGGAGACAUAACCUUUCUGGUGACCUCCUCUCCCCUACAUGGCUACUUGGAAAUGCAAUCUAUGUCUUUCGAUGAUGAAUACAACUGUAAAGUAUUCGAUCAAUUGGCCAUAAAUACGGAAAAAAUGUUCUACAUACAGGCGGGGGUAAAUCAAUCCACCGAUUAUUUCGUUUUCGAUGUUACCAACGGCAUAACAUGGCUAAGAAAUCUAAUGCUGCGCAUUGUUAUCAUACCCGAGAAGUUGUAUAUGCAUUCGAAUGUUAUAUCUGUGGUUGAAGGUAAAACGGUUCAGUUGAGUGCCUCCGAUAUACAACCAUUUUCCGAAUACUAUAGAGGCAAAAUAUUGGAAUAUAUUAUAACGAUAAAUCCUACAUCGGGCUAUAUAAUGGCUGCCAAUUCGAAGGUUAAAAGAUUUACACAAAAACAAUUGGAUCAGGGAUCCAUUCAAUACAUACACAAUGGCAGUGAAAAUUCCACUGAUACCAUGACCAUAAUAGCCACAGCUCGUAAUAAGGAAAGUGAACCAUUUGAAUUGGAAUUUUCUAUUAUUCCAGUAAAUGAUGAACUGCCCAUGGUGGUAACAAACACGGGAUUGCAAGUUUGGAAUGGAGGGAGAUAUGUAAUACGUUACACGGACUUAAUGGCUCGAGAUUAUGAUACACCCGCUGAGAAUCUAACAUUCAUUAUACAUCACAUCUAUGGUGGUUAUUUAGCUUAUAAAACGGCCCCGGAAAGAAAACUUGAAUCUUUUACCCAGAAUGAUAUUAACAAUGAACAGAUCUAUUUUAUUCACGACUCCAAUUCCCGUCGCAAUGAAAUGUCUUUUAUUGUCACCGAUGGUUUAUUCAAUACCACGGAACAAUUGCUUAAUAUCGCCAUUAAACCCAUAGAAAUUAUCGAGGAUCGUAAUGAAAAUUUACAUGUUUUUCCUUUGACUAAAAAACAAAUUUUACGCGAUCAUUUGUUUUUCAAAUGUUCCGAUGAGGAGAGAGAAAUACGUUAUAAUAUAACUGUACCGCCUAGUUUGGGUCGCAUUAUUAAUGAGGACAUGGAAACGGAAACUGGUUCGGCUCGAGAAGUUUCCGAGUUUACCCAAGAUGAUAUAGAUAAUGGUCGUAUAUUCUAUGAACAUACUGCUGUUAUUAUAGAAUUUCGCAUAAAUGAUUCAUUUUAUUUUGAUGUUAUUGCUGAGCGUAGUGAUCGUUUGCUGGAUCAAAAGUUUAAUAUUGAAAUAUCGGUAUCUUCGGGAGGUUUACUGAGAUUUUUACCAGUCUCCAAGUUGACAGUGGAUGAGGGUGGUUCGGUGCCUAUAAAAUUGGAUUUUUCAAAAAUGUUGGAAUAUUUGAAGACCCGUGCGGGUUUGAAUAAUCCCGAAUUGUAUAUAGAGGCUUUUCAAAAGCCCAGUCAUGGCUCUAUAGGUUUGGGUCAUGAAUUUCGACCCAUGCAAAAGUUUCAUCCCAGUGAUUUCUUUACCAAGAAGGUGUAUUAUAUACACGAUCAUACCGACACUUUGGAGGAUACGAUUUUGAUGUCAGUAUAUUUGGAACAGGGCAACAUUUUCCUAUGCAAUCUCACCAUUCCUGUCUCUAUAAAUCCCAUUAAUGAUCAAAUCUUUAAGCUGGUAACACACUCUCCCCAAAUGACUGUGGUGGAGGGAGAAAAUCGCACUAUUACCCGCAAUGUUCUCUUAACCGAGGACAAAGACACUCCGCCCGAAGAAAUUAUAUAUGAUGUAAUGAGCGGCCCUACUUUGGGAGUUUUAAAGAAACUCUCUAAAGAUGGUGAGGCCGAGGAAUUACUAGCUUAUUCCAAUCAAUUUACCCAAGCAGAUAUCAAUAAUGAUCGCAUAGUUUAUGUUCAUUUUGGAACACCGCAGUCCACAACUUUUUGUUUUACCGUUUCCGAUGGUAAAUUUAAUCCAGCCUACGAGGUCUUUACCAUCAAAAUUGCACCGAUUUCUUUGCUGCCAGCCGAUCAACAAACACCCGUAGAAGUGCAGCAGGGUUCUACAACAGCAGUCAUGAAAUUGGAUCAUAUUGGAUUGAGAACCAAUGUCCAACCGGUACGAUUGGCCUAUAAUAUUACCAAUUCUCCUUUGUAUGGUAUUAUAGUGUUAAAACAUCAGCCUACUUUGAGAUUUAAUCAACAUCUUUUGGAAACGGGCCAGAUUAACUAUAUGCAAACCGAUUUGAAUAGAUCAAAUGAUACGUUUCAGGUAUCAGCUUAUGUUCCGGGCACCAAUUAUGCUGCCACUAUAGAUGUUUUAGUGCAAGUGGAACCGGUUAUCAAAAUUACCGAUAUAUCCAUGAAAGGUAUAAAGGAAGGAGAAAAAAUACGUUUAAUGUCUUUGCUAGUGGCAGAUAAUCCUUUGUCUUUGAAACUGAAUAAAUUUAAUCCGAAAUUUUUAAUAACAAAACUACCCACUACAGGACAAAUAAGAAAAAUUAUACGUAGCACAGGACUGGCAGCAGAUAGUCCUAAUGAAAGACCUACAAAUACUUUCUCCUAUAAGGAAUUAAGAAGUGGGGUGGUGUAUUUUAUACCUUAUGAAACUGUGGAGGGAACAACACAAGAUGUGGACAGAUUUGAUUAUCAAUUGCAUAUAAAAACCGUACAGCCAGCUCAAGCCUCUGUAAAAAUUGUUUACCGACAAGCGGUGGAAGAUAAUGGCACUGUUACUAAGGCUGCCACCGAUUUCUCUUUAAAUUAUGUGGCCAUUAUUUGUGCUCUUAUUAUUUUGCUCAUGUGUAUUUUGAUUAUAAUGCUGAUACUAAAGUUCCGUUAUUUAAAACGUCACAAAGCAAAUAUAUCCAAAGAUCAACCGCCCUCUUUGCCCUGCCCACCAGAUCUAACAUCAGUUUCACCUCAACACCAUCUAACACAUCAUCAUGCCCAUCAUUAUGCCAGCUCAGAGGCUGAUUCAGUGCCCGUUACGGGAAAUUCUACACCUUUACCAGGUUUUAGUAAUAUACCACACUGUAAAAUUAUACCAGUUGAAUCGUAUAAACACGACUAUCCAGACUAUGAUCCCGAUGAAGAUGAAACCGAUGAUCCUUGUGAUGCCCAACAAAUGAUGCUGCCACAACGCUAUAAUCCCUAUCAAUUGGAAAAUGAUACUUGGAGUUCUUCCUGUGAUAUGCCCAAUGAUUUCGGUGGUUACUCCAGUGUACCGCAGAGUACAGGGCAAGCAGCAUCAGCCACACCGCCUUCGGCGCCGCCUAGUAAUCCCUUGCUAAGGCGUAAUCAGUAUUGGGUCUGAGCAUCAGUAAUGUUUGUAGGUUUAAGUUAAAUUGUUUGUUCUAAUUUUUGUAAUUAGUGCUUUAAAAGUGCCUUUUUAAAACAUUUACAAAUAAGUACUCAUUUAAAAAUACUUAAUUUAUUAUUUUUUACUUAAUUUUUCUUUAAUUGAUAUUUAAGAGUUUUUCUCUUAACACAUUUUAAAAUUAAUUGCAAUACAUAGAAAAUAAAUAGUUCGUAUUGUUUAAAAUUUAAGCCAAAUUUGCCCGUGUAUGUAUGUUUCACUUAAGAGUUUUCUUUUUGUAAAAAAAUAAUUUAACUUUAAGUUUUAUUAAUAAUUUUAAUUGCAUUUCUUUAAAAAAAAAACUUAACAGAAAUUCUGUUUAAAGUUAAAAUUGCCAUUUCUUCAUGUUGCCAUAAUUUAAAUUUUAAUCGUUUAAGUGGGGGAAAAUGUUAUAUCGUUAGACAUGUAAUAAAUUAUUGUAUUUAUAAAGUUUUAAUAAGCAGUUUAUUUCGUUCGGUUAUGUGGGGAUCAAAAUUAAUUGUAUUUUUAUACAAACAUCAUAUCUUAGUCUAAAAUAAAUCUAAGUUGUAGUUAUGGAAGUAAAAAGCCUUUUAUAAAUCGAAAUAAUUUAAAAUAAAUGACAAUAAUUUUAAAUUCAAAUACAAAAAAUCGA